AGCGAGCUGUCAAAAAGAUUUUUGUUUGUCAUCAUUUUCGUCCAAAAUCUCACCGCGUACCGAUCGAGAGGUGUUUAGUUUGUUUUCCCCAGCUUAAUUCAGUGAAAAGUAUAGCAAAAAUGGCUCUAGCAGAACUGUGCGGACUGUCCCAGGGUGGCCUCUUUCACGAUGCUUCCAUGGGCAACGAUAUGUUCCACCGGGACAUCGCACUGAACACGCAAAAUCUACAGAACAACAUGUCGCUGGCUGUUCCACCGUUCCAAGAUCCCGCCUUAAAUCUGGCGAAACUGCAGGCUGCAGGCGAAUCGAGCGGCAUCAAGAUGGACUUCGACCACGGUACCACCACACUGGGCUUCCGGUUCCAGGGUGGUGUCAUUCUCGCCGUCGACUCCCGUGCUACCGGUGGCCAGUUCAUUGGUUCGCAGACGAUGAAGAAGAUUGUAGAGAUUAACGACUAUUUGCUCGGCACGCUGGCUGGCGGUGCGGCCGAUUGCGUGUACUGGGACCGCGUGCUCGCCAAGGAGUGUCGCAUCUACGAGCUGCGCAACAAGGAGCGAAUUUCGGUAGCCGCCGCAAGCAAAAUUAUGUCCAACAUUGUCUACUACUACAAGGGUAUGGGAUUGAGCAUGGGCAUGAUGCUGGCUGGAUACGACAAGCGGGGACCACAGCUGUACUACAUCGACUCGGAAGGCACCCGCACUCCUGGCAAAGUGUUUUCCGUCGGUAGCGGUUCGAUUUACGCUUACGGUGUGCUCGAUUCAGGCUACCACUGGGAUCUGACCGAUGAGGAGGCGCAAGACUUGGGAAGACGUGCGAUCUACCACGCCACACACCGUGAUGCGUACUCUGGCGGUAUUGUGCGCGUGUACCACAUCAAGCCUUCUGGAUGGGUCAACAUCUCCAACCAGGACUGUAUGGAUCUGCACUUCCAGUUCAAGGAGGAGAAGAAUAAGAAAUUUGGAGAAACAGCUUAGGAAGGCGUUAUACAGAGUUAAAUGAUGGGCGUAUAAGUGGCCGAUAAGGGCGAAUAAAUUGGAUUGCUAUCAAUGCAUUUCUUGUAAA
Molecule: messenger RNA, 1062 nt
Organism: Anopheles gambiae (African malaria mosquito)
Lineage: Eukaryota; Metazoa; Arthropoda; Insecta; Diptera; Culicidae
Gene: Prosbeta5
Product: proteasome subunit beta type-5
Exons: 3
Coding region: 120-974 (284 amino acids)
Cellular component (GO): proteasome core complex
Molecular function (GO): threonine-type endopeptidase activity
Source: RefSeq, a predicted model, not a curated record